Molecule: messenger RNA, 582 nt
Organism: Prosopis cineraria
Lineage: Eukaryota; Viridiplantae; Streptophyta; Magnoliopsida; Fabales; Fabaceae
Product: disease resistance protein RPV1-like
Exons: 2
Coding region: 1-582 (193 amino acids)
Biological process (GO): signal transduction
Source: RefSeq, a predicted model, not a curated record
AUGAUUGCAGCAAUUGCUUCGAUGCCAUUGGCUACAGCAAUUUACAAAGCUCUCAGAAUCUCUCCUCCUUGUAAAGAUGAUGUUGAUUCAACUUCCACAACUUCUUCUUCUCAUGUUGACAUUGCUCCUCCUGCAACCAAGUAUGAUAUAUUCCUUAGCUUUAGAGAAGACAUUCGCGGCAAUUUCACUAGUCAUCUUUAUGAAGCACUUUGCAGAGCUAACAUUCGAACUUUUAUGGAUUACAAGCUCCACAAAGGAGAUAAUAUCUUGCCAAUUCUUUUGAGAACAAUUGAGGAAUUAGAGAUCUCUCCGAUUAUUUUCUCUCAGGAUUAUGCUUCUUCAACAUGGUGUAUGGAAGAACUCAUUUGCAUCAUGGAAUGCAACCAUAAAUAUAGAAGGAUUGCCAUUCCUAUUUUCUACAAUGUAGAUCCAUCAAAUAUUCAUAAACAAAAUGGGAGUUUUGGAGAUGGAUUUGCUAAGCUAAAGCAAAGGUUUAAACAUAGUCAAGAAAAAGGUGACAAAGUGGAUAAAUGCUUUGAUCCAAUCAACAAGUCUCUCUGGAUGGGAUUCCAAAAGUGUUAG